UCAAUUCACUGAUAUUUCUUGCAGAAUUAAAUGUCAGCUUCAAUUAUUCUUCAUUUUAAACACCAAAAUGGCAAAAUGAAAAUGAAACAGUAAGUACAGCAAGGAACACGUGGGGUAGUUAGAACCAAGAACAACACCAAACUUGUUUCAAAAAAGUUUGGGCUUUCUUUGUUCCUCUGCCCAUAUUUCAGGAAGAUAGAAAUACCCAACUCAUCCUCAUCAUCAUUUCUCUCCCUCUCUAAAAUGGGUUCAUUUUGGUCUUCUCUUCUUCACCUUCUUUUUCUUCUCUUCCUUGUUCUUGUCUCUUCAUCUUCUUCUUCAGCUGAUAACAAUGAUCUCUUUGAAACAUGGUGCAAACAACAUGGAAAGAUCUAUUCUUCUCCAGAAGAAAAACUCCAAAGAUUUCAAGUGUUUGAAAAAAAUCUUGCAUUUGUCAACGAACAUAACAAUAUGGAAAAUUCCACUUACACCCUUGCUUUGAACUCUUUUGCUGAUUUAACCAAUCAUGAAUUCAAAGCUUCAAGAUUGGGUCUGUCUGCUUCUAAUGGAGUUCCUAGGAACUAUUCAUCAUUUCUUGGAGGGACUGUUGGGGAUAUUCCAGCUUCUCUUGAUUGGAGAGAGAAGGGAGCAGUUACACCUGUGAAAGAUCAGGGUAGUUGUGGUGCUUGUUGGUCUUUCUCAGCUACUGGUGCAAUGGAAGGCAUAAACAAGAUAGUCACAGGAUCUCUUGUUAGUCUCUCUGAACAAGAGCUAGUUGAUUGCGACAAGUCUUACAAUAGUGGGUGCAAUGGUGGACUUAUGGAUUAUGCAUAUAAAUGGGUUGUGAAGAAUGGAGGGAUUGACACCGAGGGAGAUUAUCCAUAUCAAAUGGGAGACAAAACCUGCAAUAAAAACAAGUUAGAAAGGCGUGUGGUAACUAUUGAUGGUUAUACUGAUGUACCAGCAGACGAGAAUGAAUUACUCAAGGCUGUUGUAACUCAACCCGUGAGUGUGGGUAUAUGUGGUAGUGAUUCGGCAUUCCAACUAUACUCCAAGGGGAUCUUCAGUGGACCAUGUUCAACGUCUUUGGACCAUGCUGUGCUGAUCGUUGGGUAUGGGUCUGAAAAUGGGGUGGAUUACUGGAUUGUGAAAAAUUCAUGGGGAACAAGUUGGGGAAUUAACGGGUACAUGCACAUGUUACGUAAUGGUCCGAGUAAAGAAGGUGUAUGUGGGAUAAACAAGCUAGCUUCAUACCCAACUAAGACGAGUGCAAAUCCACCAACCCCUCCUAAACCUCCGGGUCCAACUAAAUGCAGUCUUUUCACCAAGUGUGCAGCAGGGGAAACCUGCUGUUGUGGCCACACUUUUCUGGGAGUAUGCCUUUCAUGGAAAUGUUGCCCACUGGAUGGUGCCGUGUGCUGCAAGGACGGCAAGCACUGUUGCCCGCAAGAUUAUCCAAUCUGUAAAACAGAAACAAACCAAUGCUUCAAGGCAACACAAGGUACUGGGAAUUCAACGUUUACUAAAGCCCUUGAAAAGAGAAGUUCUUCAGGAAAUUUUGGAGAUUGGAGUGCCUUUUUAGAGGCAUGGAAUUUCUAAAAUCUCAUACUUACACUAGUAGCCUAAGCUGGUUGAGUUAACUUCUGUUGUACUAGUAAUGUACUGUAUUACAUUGCACCCGGUUUCGCCAAGGUUGGGACCUGUUAUUUAUUUAGUCCCAAAUGCUUAUAUGAUUGUAGUUUUCAGACAGUUUCCAUGUUCAUAUUUAUAUACGAACAAAUAAGCAGUGCCAUGAAUGUGUGAAUAAGUAUUACGAAAUGCUUCUCUUAAAUAAAUCGGAUCUCUGGGAUUAUAAAUGGA
Papaver somniferum (opium poppy) is the source of this 1839-nucleotide messenger RNA. RefSeq names its product cysteine proteinase COT44-like. The transcript is spliced from 5 exons. Bases 244 to 1578 code for a protein of 444 amino acids. The record is from RefSeq and is a predicted model, not a curated record. Gene Ontology annotation, molecular function: cysteine-type endopeptidase activity. Gene Ontology annotation, cellular component: lysosome. NCBI's taxonomy places the organism in Eukaryota, Viridiplantae, Streptophyta, Magnoliopsida, Ranunculales, Papaveraceae.